Molecule: messenger RNA, 417 nt
Organism: Epithele typhae
Lineage: Eukaryota; Fungi; Basidiomycota; Agaricomycetes; Polyporales; Epitheliaceae
Product: P-loop containing nucleoside triphosphate hydrolase protein
Exons: 2
Source: RefSeq, a predicted model, not a curated record
AUCAUAAGCAACCCGCACCUCCGCCGUGACAAGGUGGUGGUCUUCAUGAACUACCCAAUCCACCUAUGGAUCCUGGAGCGCGCCUUGGAUGAACACGAGAUCCCCUAUGCGAUCUACACCGGCUCCGAGUCGUCAAAGCUCCGCUCCGCCCAUCUCAAACGGUUUGCAGAGUCGGAUGACUGCAACGUUCUUAUUAUUUCCAAGGUCGGUGCGACGGGGCUGAACUUGUGGUUCGCUCGAAUCUUGAUCGUCAUGGACCCGCUGUGGUCUGCGCUGGACGACCACCAGCUGAUCGGACGUGUGGCGCGAUACAUGCAAAAGGACUGGGCUAUCGUCUACCGCCUCGUCGCACAGAACAGCAUCGACGUCAUCCUCAACCAGAUCUCUGUGGGUAAGCAGGACAUGCACGAUGCCUUC